AUUUUUUUUUUCGAGCUCGAACUCGAGGACGAUCAGUCCAUUAAGCUUGCUUUUUGGGCGGAUGCAAGGAGCAGAGCUGUCUGUGAGUAUUUCGGAGAUGUUAUUUCAUUUGACACUACCUACAAUACAAACAGGUAUAAUUUGGUUUUGUGGUUCUUUUUUUGGGGUGAAUCACCACGGUCAGUCAACACUUCUUGGAUGCGCUUUGAUGAAAAACGAAGAUACUGAAUCAUUCAAAUGGUUAUUUCAAUGUUGGCUUCGUUGCAUGGGAGGAAAUGCUCUGAAAGGGAUUCUCACCGAUCAAUGUGCAUCGAUGCAAAGGGCUAUCGAGGCUUGUAUGCCCACAACAAUUCACCAUUGGUGUAUUUUGCACAUCAUGAAGAAGAUUCCAAACAAAUUAAACGGCUACAAGGGACACGUAGAAAUCGAACAAGAAAUGAGCCAUGUUGUUUAGAACUCUCAUACCAAA
Messenger RNA from Arachis ipaensis, 469 nucleotides. The record is from RefSeq and is a predicted model, not a curated record. NCBI's taxonomy places the organism in Eukaryota, Viridiplantae, Streptophyta, Magnoliopsida, Fabales, Fabaceae.